Messenger RNA from Necator americanus (New World hookworm), 534 nucleotides. RefSeq lists its product as uncharacterized. The transcript has a single exon. Lineage: Eukaryota; Metazoa; Nematoda; Chromadorea; Rhabditida; Ancylostomatidae. The record is from RefSeq and is a predicted model, not a curated record. The coding region runs from base 1 to 534 and encodes 177 amino acids.
AUGUCCGACAGGGUAACGACUUCACCGAAAAUAUUCACUGCCACUCUCGAUGACACAAUGCUAAAGCUGAAAUGGGACGACAUGAGAGUGAAAGUUGAUGGUCGGCAACUACAUCAUCUGCGCUUUGAUGAUGACAUCGUACUUAGAACAUCUAGCAUCAAUCAAGCAGAACGAAUGCUGGCCGAAUUCGAAGAAACAUGUGGAAGCAUCGACCUUCAGCUGACUCUGAAGAGUCUGAGAAACAUGCAAGUUUCAGAUGCCUCUUUAACGCUCAACAGAACCAAAAUAACCGAAUGCAACAGGUAUCUGUGCCCGAAAAUGAACAUGAAGGAGUGCUUGACCCUCGACUUGAGAGAGAGAAAGCGAGCGGCUUGGGUAACGCAUAAGACCAUCGGGUGCAAUGAAGAAGACCAGGAACACCCGGCUUCAAUCCCACCUUCUAGCACCUGCUUUGACCUAUACUUCAGAAACCUGGACACAUUGCAAGCAAGAAGAAAUUUUGGUGAGCGUCAUUGCACGCUCGAUCGAAGCUAG